Quercus lobata is the source of this 736-nucleotide messenger RNA. Its product is annotated as MYB-like transcription factor ETC1. Gene Ontology annotation, molecular function: transcription cis-regulatory region binding. Gene Ontology annotation, biological process: regulation of DNA-templated transcription; cell differentiation. The coding region runs from base 152 to 376 and encodes 74 amino acids. The transcript has 3 exons. The record is from RefSeq and is a predicted model, not a curated record. Lineage: Eukaryota; Viridiplantae; Streptophyta; Magnoliopsida; Fagales; Fagaceae. Gene Ontology annotation, cellular component: nucleus.
CAUACCUUAUGUCAACGUCCAUUCUUAUUCUCAAACAUGCUUAUCAAAUUCGUGCACUCCCUACUAUUAAUAUCUACUACUUAAGCGCCUCCAAUGCUAUAAACACAAUUCUACAUUGGCUCUUUACUCUUUUCACAGAAGCUUGUUCCUAAUGGCCGACUCCGAACACUCUUCUUCCAAUGAAACUUUUACAGACACUCAAGAGGAAACAAGUGAAGCGACCAAGCUCGAAUUCUCUGAAGAUGAGGAGACACUUAUCAUAAGGAUGUUCAAUCUUGUAGGAGAGAGGUGGGCUCUAAUAGCUGGGAGGAUCCCAGGAAGAACAGCCGAGGAAAUUGAGAAGUACUGGACUACUAGAUACUCAACAAGUGAAUGAAUGUAGAAGAACUCAUGUUGGUGUUUAAUUCCUUUCUACCAAAACCUUAUUUGAGAAAAAAGAACUCUAUGGAUUCAUCAAUAUCCCUCAAUAUUGCUCUCUAACGUACCAUCUUCGAGGACAUAACGAUUGACGUUUUGGAUUUUACUGUUUAUGUUCUUGCUAUUAGGAUUCAACGUCAGUAUGAUUAUUCCUUGAGUUCCUAUGUACAAAAUAUCCCUGUGCUCAAGUUAGCUAGUCUUGAAUGAUGCAUUGUACGAAAACAUUGUGCCAUGGAAAUGGCUUCUCAUCAGAGUUGGAUUUUGUGUUUCCUUCAGCUAUCUUAUCAAUAAAAGCAAAAUUAGAUCCUUUGAAGUUUGA